Molecule: messenger RNA, 2468 nt
Organism: Neoarius graeffei (lesser salmon catfish)
Lineage: Eukaryota; Metazoa; Chordata; Actinopteri; Siluriformes; Ariidae
Gene: uxs1
Product: UDP-glucuronate decarboxylase 1
Exons: 15
Coding region: 624-1880 (418 amino acids)
Biological process (GO): D-xylose metabolic process
Cellular component (GO): cytoplasm
Molecular function (GO): NAD+ binding; UDP-glucuronate decarboxylase activity
Source: RefSeq, a predicted model, not a curated record
UGAAGUCAUCGCUCGUGUUGUGUACGGCUGUUUGAGAAACCAUAAGGGCAGAAAACGGAGUGUGGUUGCGCUCUUAUUUCGGUUAUUAAUAGCUGGUGAUAUUGAGGAAGUAGGUCGGAGUAGUAGCUCGUUUCUCGGAACCAGGGCCUGUCUAAAAAAAAUGAAAGAAACAGCUUGUAUUAGCAAGCGCAAUGUCUUCGUUGAAAUCUUGCGUAGUCGGUUAGCUAGCUGUUGACAACUAGCUAGCUAGCUAACAAGAAGUUCUAGUGUGUAUCGAGAAUACUUUUUUUGUACCUGUAAAUGGGACUAAAGCACAAAAUACUGUCAGGAGUGCUUACUUAACCUUUUAUUUAUAGAUAAAAAGUUUAUCAGACACUGUUUGACUUGUUAAUUAGCGAGUGGCUAGCUAACAGCGCCGGAGUCCACCCUGUCCAUACAGGUACAUGCUGUUGGACUCCUGCAGUGUCCAGCGUUAUAAAGCGACUUCUGUGAUAGAUAGAUAGAUAGAUAGAUAGAUAGGAAGAGAAGAGCCGUGCUGGAGUGUUUGUUCAUGAGGACGGAAUAAUGCAGUGGCUGUGAGGGAGCUCCGCUUCCGGCCUCAGUGCUGCCUGUGCUGGAUGUAGAUGAUGCGGAUGCCCUGGAUCAUUACUGCCAUUAAUCGAAGAAUUAUGAAACUCCUCGUCGCCCUCGGUCUCAUCGCGUACAUCGCCUCUGUCUGGGGAGCCUACACCAACAUGAGGUCGAUUCAGGAGCAUAGUGAGCUGAAGAUUGAGCAGAGGAUAGAGGAGGCUGUUGCACCUUUGAGAGAGAAGAUUCGGGAUCUUGAGCUCAGUUUAACACAAAAGUAUCCACCUGUGAAGUUUCUCUCUGAGAAGGAUCGCAAGAGGAUUUUGAUCACUGGCGGUGCAGGCUUUGUGGGCUCCCACCUGACUGACAAACUGAUGAUGGACGGUCAUGAGGUGACUGUGGUUGAUAACUUUUUUACUGGCCGCAAGCGCAAUGUAGAGCACUGGAUUGGCCAUGAGAACUUUGAGCUCAUCAACCAUGAUGUGGUGGAACCGCUCUAUAUUGAAGUGGAUCAGAUCUAUCACUUGGCCUCUCCUGCAUCACCUCCCAAUUAUAUGUAUAAUCCCAUCAAGACUCUAAAAACCAACACGAUUGGCACUCUUAAUAUGCUUGGGCUGGCGAAACGUGUGGGUGCUCGACUACUUCUUGCAUCCACGUCAGAGGUUUACGGAGAUCCGGAGGUGCAUCCUCAGAAUGAAGACUACUGGGGUCAUGUGAACCCAAUCGGACCAAGGGCUUGUUAUGAUGAAGGGAAGCGUGUGGCUGAAACUAUGUGUUAUGCGUACAUGAAACAGGAAGGGGUGGAGGUGCGAGUAGCACGGAUCUUCAACACGUUUGGUUCUCGCAUGCAUAUGAACGAUGGGCGGGUGGUUAGUAACUUCAUCUUGCAGGCUCUACAGGGCGAGCCCCUAACGGUUUAUGGUUCAGGCUCGCAGACCAGAGCAUUUCAGUACGUGAGUGACCUUGUGAAUGGUCUUGUGGCCCUGAUGAACAGUAACGUCAGCAGCCCUGUUAACCUGGGAAACCCUGAGGAACAUACCAUAUUGGAAUUUGCUCAGAUGAUUAAAAGCCUGGUUGUGAGCCGCAGUCAUAUUCAGUUCCUUCCAGAAGCACAAGAUGACCCUCAGAGACGGCGGCCAGACAUACGCAAGGCAAAAAUGCUGCUCGGCUGGGAGCCUGUGGUGCCAUUGGAGGAGGGACUGAACAAAACUAUUCAGUAUUUCAGCAAGGAACUGGAACAUCAAGCCAAUAAUCAAUAUAUUCCCAAACCCAAGGCCGCUCGUAUGAAGAAAGGCAGACCAAGACACAACUAGAGAACAGACUUUUUCCUCUCAGGGAUGCUGGGACAGGGCUCGUGUGUCCUCUAGCAGCCAUUUCACAUUGAGGUAUUUUCCCCCCUCAUAAACCGGGUGAUUUUGGUAUUCUUUUUUUUCCCCCUCAGUUUUUGGAAAAGCAACUCUGAUGAGAACUGCCUCUUUUUGUGCUCGCUUUUCAAAUGUGUGCCUCAGAAAAAAAAAAGAAGAGAAAAACUAGACGCUAAAUACCAUGUCUUGCACUUUGGAUUUUAUCAGUUGCCUCUUAUUUAAGAAAAUUGAAUUGCUUUGUGCAUUUAUGCCAUGCGGUUUUGUUUGAUGUGGACACUUUUUACCUUCUUUGUUUCAGCGUUGAGAUUUAUUAUGGAGCGUAGUGAUAUCUACUUUAUUUAUCUUGAAUGUGCUACAGUGGGACGUCUGCCGCUAUUUAUGAACAAAAGAGAAAACCAUGUGAAACCUGUUUCUGCUUUAAUGUAAUUUUGAGCCAAGUCUACUGUUGCCAUCGUCACACUUUAAAGAGAACUCUUAUGCUUUUUCUGAUUUCAGGUGAAAAAGGAUAUUUUAAUAAAAUAUUUACAUUGUUCAUUA